CACCCAAUAAGCGAUUUGUACUCUGACAGAAACCAACCAACCCGUGAAGGUUUUGUUGCAGGGAUGAGGAUGCUGCUUUUGUCUUUGUCUAUGUGGCCUGAAGCACAGCACCCUUUUUUGUGUCUGCUUUUGAUAUGACGAGCAUCCAACCUAAAGAGCUUAAGAGGACAACGUAUUUACUUUUGGCUUCUAUCGGCACAGGUGUCACAUCUGAAGAACUUUUUUUUUAACUUCACACGAAACUGUUGGAUAAUUUACGAGGGCCUUUGCCAUCAUUCAGACUCUUGUUUAGGUUCUGUUUGACAUUCGUGGGUGCUUGGAAGUAAUCCAUCUUUGACAGCCACUGCAUCUACGUCACAGUAUCAAAUUCAAUUGGUGUGACCUGUUCGGGUAAGGCAACACCGGACUGGGUAGCAACAGAGACACAUGUCCCAGUGAUAAGAGCAGAUCUUUCUUUACCGAGAAGACAUACUAAGUCCACCACACAUUAGAGUGGUGCGAGACCAACUUCUACCCUCCGGACGUAGCCUGUGAUGGUGGGACUCUCACUGAAGUUCAGUCAAUCCCAUAUGGGUGAGUUAAGACAAGUGGCAGCAGUUCUUCAAUUAUUCAUCACUUCAAAGGAAGACCAGGCGAAAGUGUACACUACUGUCUGAGAAACCAAAAGACAGACUAGAACGUGGCUGAACAAAACUUGGUUCCAAGAAUUUUGAAAGACAAAUCCUAAGAGGUCUGGCAAGGAUCUUAGACUUCUCGCAGAAGAUUGGGACCAAAUAACAGACUAGAACAAAACUUUGCUCUGAGAAUUUAAAGACACUCCGAGAAGUCCAGCAAGGAACUUUGAAGGGGGACACGAGGUGGACUGACAAACAUACAGUAAGACCAGAAGAAGGACAGACCAAGUCUUCUUACUGAGGAUUGGCAAACGUGCCAACCUCUUUGUGCAAGGAGGGCUGAAGCUAUUAUCUAUAGUUGGAGCAUCUGCAAGCGGAAAAGUGUCGUCGAGUUUGUGGCCCGAGGAGGCGUGGUACUCAGAGGGUGGUGAGAUGGUGAACACAGGUAUGCAGCUGAUCAGCUUCACCUUUGCUGUGACAGGCUGGGUGAUGGCUAUAGCAGUGACCGCACUGCCCCAGUGGAAGGUCACGGCCUUCAUAGGCAGCAACAUCUUGACCUCCGAAAUUAUUUGGCAGGGGAUCUGGAUGAACUGCAUCUACCAGACCACCGGCCAUAUGCAGUGUAAGACCUACGACUCCAUGCUAGCUCUACCGCCUGAUAUCCAAGCAGCACGAGCGCUGAUGUGCAUUGCUAUCUUCUUGGGCUGGUUGUCCUGCACCGUUUCUUGCUGUGGAAUGAAGUGCACCACCUGUGCCGGGGACGAUCGCCAUGCCAAGGCUGGCAUAGCGCUGUCCGGUGGGGUGCUCUUCAUCCUGACGGGCCUGUGCGUCCUAGUGCCGGUUUCCUGGACAGCAAACACUGUGGUGCAGGACUUCUACAACCCCAAUGUUCCCCUCCAGCACAAGCAGGAGCUGGGUCAGGCCAUUUACCUGGGAUGGGCGGCAGCAGUGAUUCUUAUGAUCAGUGGGGCAGUGCUGAGCAGUACCUGCCCACACAUCGAGAGAGGAGGGUACAGACAUGGAUACAUAGGCCGCAGUUUUGCAAACUCCAGGCCUUCUGCUCCUGAUCUGCCGAAGCCAAUUAUCACCAGUACCCAGCCUCUUAAGGCGUAUGUAUGAUAGAGAUAAAAAAUGAAAGAAAAUGUGGGAAGGUUUGGCUAAACGGAUAAUGAUUAAAGGUGCACUCAGUGAUUUCUGUUUCAAUGGACGGAUGCAUUCUGUGUUACUGUCAAUCUGAUGAUCAUGGCCAUAUUUGCCAUUUAAAAUCCCAUUUAUCUGCUUUUUCUGUCAUUUAUUGUAUAUCGGACACAUGUUGGUGCUGUUCACUCCAGCUCCUUUGUUAAAUUGUCUGUAAUAUACAGAUUGUAUUUAUUGUUAUAUUGUUUGGUUUGCUUUUGUUUAGAUGUGUUUUUGUGUUUUUAUGUUUAUGUAUGUAAAGCACCACUAGUGGCACCAAAAUUGAAUUAUAAUUUGCUAUUUGUUCAGUGGAAAAUUGGCAAAACCAGUGCUGUGAGUUGAACUAUUAGUUAGU
Carassius auratus (goldfish) is the source of this 2145-nucleotide messenger RNA. Its product is annotated as claudin-4-like. Gene Ontology annotation, molecular function: structural molecule activity. The transcript has a single exon. NCBI's taxonomy places the organism in Eukaryota, Metazoa, Chordata, Actinopteri, Cypriniformes, Cyprinidae. Gene Ontology annotation, cellular component: bicellular tight junction; membrane. The coding region runs from base 1047 to 1733 and encodes 228 amino acids. The record is from RefSeq and is a predicted model, not a curated record.